GAAUUACUCUCUCAAUGUACUUGUAAACAAACUUUUCCAAUGACACGUAUUGGUGAAGGGCGUUAUCUAUUCGGUGAUAAAAGUACACAAAUAUUUGUUCGCAUUUUAAGAAAUCAUGUUAUGGUGAGAGUCGGUGGUGGUUGGGAUACACUGAGUCAUUUCCUUUCUAAAUACGAUGAAUGUCGUAAAGUGAAUCCAGUUACAUCCUCCAAAAUUCUACCAUCUAAUCAAAAUGGCAAUUGUCCUCAAGUCGAUACAAAAGACAAGAAUAAUUUGAUCAAAGCAGUCAAAGAUUCAAAAUACAUGGGAAAAUAUCUUUCAAAUGGUGAGCUGAAUAAAGAUUUCGUUGAAGGCCGACUCAAUGCUGUAAAGAAGCGAACAUCAGCAUUACAAGGAGAGAACAACAAUAAUACCUCUGAACGUCAAAUAGAAAAACGUCAACUGACGCCUGGAAGGCAUAACAGUGAAUAUCGUAAUGAAUAUAAAAAGUGUACAAUGGAUUAUUCUACACCGAAAAAGGAGACAGGAAUUCUGAGUAAAUCAAAAUUCUUCUCAGAGAUCAAUCUAGCCACGCUGAACGAUGAUGAAGUCAGUUGUUCAUCACAUCUACCUCGAUAUAAAAUCACCGGUGGAUUUACGCAUAAUAAUAAUAAUGUCGACAAUAAUAAAAAAUCUACUCCUCCUGAUGAAGAUGAUGAUAAUGGUGAUGUCUACACUAGAGACAACAUUCGGAUGAGAAAUGCAGACAGAGCAAAUAUGAAUGACAUACAAUCGAUAUGGCAUAUGAAUCAAGCUAAAAGUUCGAAUAACCUUCAUUCAUCGAGCGAAAAACUGUGUACUAGCACACCGCUGAAACAAAAGUUUGGCAUUACAAUUAUAAGACCUUCAGCAAUGCGGGAACAGAAGGCGGAUGAGGAGCGGGAGCGGGAGCAGCAGAAGACGAAUUAUGCAAAUAGAUCAUAUUCACCAAAAGACGCUUAUUACAUACACAGUCCACGAAUGUGGACUAAUAAUACUGAUAGCAGUCAUGAUUUUUAUCCUGUACAAAGAGGCGUGAGCGAUGCACUUAUAAGUCAAGAUUUUUCUAAAUCUCUAACCUCAUUAAAUACAAUGAUCCCGAAACAAUCCACAAACCGUCGAAGCUCAAAACCACUUGAACAAGUCUCUGUAUUAACAAUAACGGAUACUAUCGAUGAUGAGUUGCAUAAAAGUCAUCCUCAUCCUUACGGUGGAUUACACCAGUCAUCGGCUACUUCAAGAAAGUAUUCAGCACCGACGAGAAGCACACUGAUUACAGCUGAUUAUCCUGUGAAGGGGAAGAAAUCUGCCCUACAAAACUCAAAAGUAUCUAAUAGUAAUAAUAAUACCGCUGGUAGUAGUAAUCAGAGUAAAAGUCAAACAAAACGAGGCAAAUUCAGUAGUGUUUUCAGUCCUAAAACACCACCGCCUAGUCGAGCAUCAAAAACCGGUAAGGCAGUGUCCAGUUCCACAUCAACCAAACACAUCGAUCCUCAAUCUGAUUAUAAACCAGUACAAAUUGUUUAUAAUUCAGAGGAGAAUGAAAACUAUGAUAGAUUUGACAAUGUUGAUGAUAUGAUGAUGAACAGAAGGCAUCAUUUAAUGACUAAUGCUGGUCGAUAUAGUGACAACAGCAACAAAGAUCACAAUGGUCAAAUCAUUUCUAUGGAGAGCCAAUCAAGACGUGGAUCAUUGAUCCCUGUAUCGACAAGAUCUUAUUCCACUUCAAGGAUUCCAGUGAGACAACACUAA
Messenger RNA from Trichobilharzia szidati, 1770 nucleotides. The record is from the annotation of a GenBank genome assembly. NCBI's taxonomy places the organism in Eukaryota, Metazoa, Platyhelminthes, Trematoda, Strigeidida, Schistosomatidae.